CUCGCCGUAGUUCGACCAUCCUGCCUUUCCGUCGAUCCCGGAUGUUCAAAUUCGUUCGUUGUACAUGUGUACGUUUUGUUUAUUUGUUCUUUAUCGUGAGAAGAGCGAAGCAAUGUCCGUCAACGCCACAAAUCCCAACAAUCCCAUUGUUUUCUUCGACGUUACAAUCGGAGGACAGGAUGUGGGGCGGAUGAAGAUUGAACUUUUUGCUGAUGUUGUCCCAAAAACGGCAGAGAAUUUCCGGCAGUUCUGCACUGGAGAGUUUCGGAAGGAUGGUGUCCCUAUCGGUUUCAAGGGCUGCACAUUCCAUAGGGUGAUCAAAGACUUUAUGAUCCAAGGAGGAGACUUCGUCAAUGGUGACGGUACCGGUAUCUGCAGCAUCUACCGAGGUCCGUUUGCUGAUGAGAACUUCCGGGUGAAGCAUUCUGCGCCUGGUCUUCUAUCAAUGGCAAACAGUGGUCCAGGCACAAAUGGAUGCCAAUUUUUCCUAACUUGUACAAAAUGUGACUGGCUGGAUGGAAAACAUGUCGUCUUUGGUAAAAUCGUUGAUGGACUGCUGAUCAUGAGAAAAAUUGAGAACGUUCCCACGGGACCCAACAACAAGCCCAAGCUCCCUAUCCUCAUUGCACAAUGUGGAGAGAUGUGAACCGCCAUGCAUGCAAAUUGUUACGUGUGCACGUGAAGUGACCUGCCAUUUAGUGACUCAUAUUCUUCUAGUCCAUGCACUAUAUCAGUUUAGCACAUCUCAUUUAAAAAACAACACAUACCUUGGCGGCAUAAAUAGUGAAUACAUUUUUUCAUUUUUAUAAACAUUUGUUUUUGAUUUUUGAUGUAAAAUGUGUUUUUGUUUUUUGUUUUUGAAUAAGGGAAAGGUGAGGAUCUAGAGCAGUGGUUCUUAACCUGGGUUCGAUUGAACCCUAGGGCCUCAGGGGUUCGACGGAGGUCAAAACACACCCAACUCAUCGUGUAAAUACAAAUUUCUCCCUAUCCGCGUAUUACGGAUACGGCAACAGCUGACUGGUUUGCAGGUGUGUAAUUUGUUGUGAGUUUAUGCACUGUGUUGGUUUUGUUGUUUGAACAAGGUGAUGUUCAUGCACAGUUCAUUUUAUGCACCAGUAAAAAAAACAUGGUAUCACUUUAGUAUGGGGAACAUAUUCACCAUUAAUUAGUUGCUUAUUAACAUGCAAAUAAGUAACAUAUUGGCUCUUAACUAGUCAUUCUUAAAUACUUAUUACUGCCUUAAUGGCCUUAUUAUAACCCUAACCCUCUAACCCUGACCCUAACCCUAACCAAAUAACUCUAAAUUAAGUAUUUGUUACUUAGAAUAUGUUCCCCAUACUAAAGUGUUACCAAAAACAUAUAACUUUG
Messenger RNA from Nerophis lumbriciformis (worm pipefish), 1368 nucleotides. RefSeq names its product peptidylprolyl isomerase H (cyclophilin H) (gene ppih). Gene Ontology annotation, biological process: protein folding; protein peptidyl-prolyl isomerization. NCBI's taxonomy places the organism in Eukaryota, Metazoa, Chordata, Actinopteri, Syngnathiformes, Syngnathidae. Gene Ontology annotation, cellular component: intracellular membrane-bounded organelle; cytoplasm. The record is from RefSeq and is a predicted model, not a curated record. Gene Ontology annotation, molecular function: cyclosporin A binding; peptidyl-prolyl cis-trans isomerase activity.